UACUUAUAUCAAAAACAAAUCAGAAAUAUUGUUAUACCAAAUCAACAACAAUGUUUUAUCGAAGGAUGUGUGCAACUCUAUGAUUUUCAAAUUAUUUCUCAAAGUUUACCGAGAACUUCAUUUCAACCAAAUCCACCAAAUCUUCUUAUGUUGUCGUUUAUUAAUUUCGAUUUGCAUCUUUUUGGUUCGUUAUCCGGGGUUCUUCAAAUGUUUCCUCCACUCCCACUGAUGGUUCCUACAAUCGGUAAAAUAUCAAUCUCAGCAAUACAGCUGAAUGUUCGAGCUGUUCUUGAUAUUCAAAAGACAUUGAACGACACACCAUAUAUGCGAGUGGUUAGCUGCCGUCUAGAAAAUGGUGUUGUUAGUGCUCGAGCAGAAAAUAUUGGCCUAUUAACUGAUUUGGCAAAUUUAAAAUAUCAGUGGCUAGGUAAAAAAUUAUGA
Molecule: messenger RNA, 441 nt
Organism: Dracunculus medinensis (Guinea worm)
Lineage: Eukaryota; Metazoa; Nematoda; Chromadorea; Rhabditida; Dracunculidae
Source: the annotation of a GenBank genome assembly